Molecule: messenger RNA, 988 nt
Organism: Mauremys reevesii (Reeves's turtle)
Lineage: Eukaryota; Metazoa; Chordata; Testudines; Geoemydidae
Product: CD276 antigen-like
Exons: 6
Coding region: 50-877 (275 amino acids)
Source: RefSeq, a predicted model, not a curated record
GUAAGUGGCUCCAUGCUGGGGACACGUGUGAUUGCGGCUAAGGAGAUGAAUGUCGGUUCGCUCCUCUCCCCAGUCCAUGCUGCUUCCCUUCUUGAUUCUCCACUUUGCCGUGGCGGCAACCUCGGCACCAGACGUUGUAGCUCAGUUUGAGGGGGACGUCACUCUGAGCUGCCUCUUCCCAUCCCAGCCCGGGAUGAACCUCCAGCGUCUGACCCUCACCUGGCAGAAGGAGCGGGCAGGGGCAGAGGCCCUAGUGCUUCAUAGUUACUAUUACGGGAAGGAGCAGCUGGAGAGACAAGACCAGAUUUAUAGGAACCGGACCCAGCUGGAUCCAGAGGGGCUGGCCCGGGGGAAUGCGUCCCUGACACUGAGGGGUGUCCGCACCCAGGACGAGGGCAUCUAUCUCUGCCACGUCACCUCGGAGCAGGGCAAGAUUUCAGUGAGGAGGCAGGUUGCAGUGAUGGCCCCGUACUCGGAGGUCCGACUGGAGGUUAGCGUGAGCAGCCAGGUGACCCUGACCUGCCGUGCGGAGGGCGGGUACCCCGAGGCCUGCGUGCUGUGGCUGGACGGAGCCGGGAACAACGUGACGGCGGAGAGCGACAGCAGCCUGCAGAGAGACCCCAGCGGGCUCUGUGAUGUGAGCAGCCGAAUCCUCCUGCCCAGGACAGGGUGUGGCAACUACACCUGCCUCCUGGAGAGCCCCGGACAGCCCCACGUCGUCCGACACCUGAGUGUCUCCUGCAGCCCAGAUAACUGUACUAACAACCUGUGCCUGCCUAUCACCCUGCCCCUGAUGGUGCUGCUGGGUGUUCUUGGAAUCGUCUUGUGCUUCCUGAGGCGUCGGUUCUCGUGGUGUUCGGCUGCAAGAGGACUGUGACCCACGUAACGUCGUCCUGAGCUGUGCAUGAAGCAGGAUCACCGUGCUGAGGAUCAAAAAUACCAUUGUUUUAAAAUAAAUUUAUUUUAAAUAAAUGUAUUUUUCAUUUAA